AUGGCCAACGAGGAACCAGUCUACAGUAACUGCACGAACCCGGCCAGCUACCAGCAGUACAGCUGGACGUUGAGCGACAAGCUCCGUAAAACGGCCAAAUCGGAGCUGCGUGAGGACGAACACCUGCGCUCGCAGGGUUUGGCGCAGAUGCGCGAUUGGAUCGCGAAAAGUCCCCACAUCAAACGUUGCCGCACGGAUCCGCUGUUCUUGCUGCGUUUCCUGCGCACGAAGAAGUACUCGAUUCCGCAGGCGUGCGCCAUGCUGGAGAAGUACCUCACGAUGCGCCAGACUAACUCGUCGUGGUUCGAGCGGCUAGACAUCAACGAUCCUGAGAUCGAGGCCAUCAUCGAUGGUGGUUACAUUGUGCCGCUGCCAGAACGUGACGAUCACGGUCGGCAGAUCAUCCUUACGGUGGCGGGUAAUCUGGAUCUGACGCGCGUAUCCUCGGCGCUGUUGGUGCGUGCUCACCUACUCGUGCAGGAGGUCCUUGCGGAUGACGAACCAUCGCAGAUCUGCGGCUACGUGCAGUGUGUGGAUGAGCGCGAGCUAUCGAUGAAGCUGAUGAGCAUGUGGUCGAUCGUGGACAUCAAGAAGGUGACUGAUUGCAUACAGAAUGCGUGGCCGAGCCGUAUCAACGGGAUUAACCUGAUCGGGUUGCCAUCGACGGCCGCCACGCUGGUCGAGUUCUGCGUGUCGCUGCUGAGCGAUAAGCUGCGCAAGAGAAUUAACCUAUUCCGCACCGUGGAUGACUUUGCGGGAAAGAUCAAUCGCAAGGUCCUGCCGAAGGAGUACGGUGGUACCGUCCCGAUGGCGGACAUGAUCGCGCAGUUCAAAGAGCGCUGCCGCCAGAAGCGAGCCCAAAUGUUGGCCAUGGACGAGAUGUACCUCGAGAUGUCGAAGCUACCGGGCCAUUGUGCGGAUUCGUGCCGUCGCGACCUGGAAGCUGGCAUGAUCGGGAGCUUCCGCAAGCUGGAGGUUGACUAA
Messenger RNA from Anopheles nili, 984 nucleotides. Its product is annotated as alpha-tocopherol transfer protein-like. The record is from RefSeq and is a predicted model, not a curated record. Bases 1 to 984 code for a protein of 327 amino acids. The transcript has 2 exons. Gene Ontology annotation, molecular function: phosphatidylinositol bisphosphate binding. Gene Ontology annotation, cellular component: membrane. NCBI's taxonomy places the organism in Eukaryota, Metazoa, Arthropoda, Insecta, Diptera, Culicidae.